CGCCCCUUUUACCCCUUUUUUCUGCCCCAGAAAAAAAUACAUUUCCCAAAAAGACAAUCCACACCAAAACUACAACGCAACCCAACCCAACUCAAUUGGAACAAUGCCGCCCCCUCAAUCCACCUCCACUAUCUCCGACUUUGCCGCCUCGUGGUUUUUCCCAUGGCGGUUUAUGAUCGCGUCGACGACUUUUUUGCCCGGCACGCUCGCGUCGGCCGUGCUCGCCGGCGAAUGGCGCACGCUGCUCUCGUGGAACCGCCUGCAAUCUGCAUGGUUCGGACGGUUCUGGGGCUGGGCCGGCCCGCUGGUGCGGAUGUCGGCCGAAGAAAACGUAGUCCCACUUCUCGAGGGCCGCGUGACGGGGGGCCGCAUCGUUGAGCGCAGCGCGGCGCACGCACGGGGCGUGGGUGGAACAGUGCUCGAGAUCGGGCCGGGCAGCGGCAACUGGGUGAGCAUAUUCUCUGACCGGUACCUGAGCUCGACGGGGUCAUCAACAUCAACAUCGGCCUCGCUCUCCAAUCCCAACCCUGACACUGCCGCUGCUCCCGGCAGCCGCGGCAAGGUGACGCGGGUGUUCGGCGUGGAGCCCAACGCAGGCGUGCACGCGGAGCUGCGAGCCAAGAUCGUAGCGGCGGGCCUCGAGGACGUGUACGAGAUUGUGCCCGUGGGGAUCCAGGACCUGGCGUCGUCGGGCCGCGUGCCGCUCGAGAGCGUCGACUGCAUCGUGACCGUCAUGUGUCUUUGCAGCAUCCCGGACCCGCAGCUCAACAUCAAGGAGCUGUACGGCUAUCUCAAGCCCGGCGGCCGGUGGUUCGUUUACGAGCACGUAAAGUGCAGCCACUCCCAGAGCUGGGUUGUCGACGCCUAUCAAGGUUUCAUGAAUCUGAUCUGGCCACCUUUUAUUGGCGGUUGUCAGCUACGACGAGAUACCGGGAAGUGGAUCAAGGAGGCAGGUCCGUGGAGCAACGUAGACUUGACGGCACCGCACGGGCAGCCGUGGUUCCAUGUCCUGCCUCACGUCAUUGGUAUUCUAACGAAAUGAGAAGCCCCCAAAGUCCAGCUGGAAACAUCAGCUAGCAGCAAUCACAAGGACCGGCAGGGGGCAGGCCGAAGCAGCCUCGGAGUUUCAGAUCAGUGAUUCUCAGCAGCCCUGCGCCUGCCUAUGAGACUAUCUUUUUGUUAUCAACAUCCGUCUCGUGUCUAUCUAUCCUUAAAGAUGAACUUGAACAUGAACGUGAUAAAUCAUGACUUCAAGUCUGCAGGUUCCACCCGUCACCUUCUCCAGAUGUCACUAAAUGUGCUGGAAACAACCAACACAGUUACCCAGAUAGCAUCAGCAAUUUACCAAUCCAUCGCAUCACCGUAAUCAGCAGCAGGGGGGCUUCCAAAAUCAUCACCGCCGUUGGUGUGGCCUCCAGAAUCACCAAAAUCGCCGCCAUUGGUACGUCCAUUGGCACCUGCAUUUUUUUCGGCGUCCUC
Molecule: messenger RNA, 1479 nt
Organism: Lasiosphaeria miniovina
Lineage: Eukaryota; Fungi; Ascomycota; Sordariomycetes; Sordariales; Lasiosphaeriaceae
Product: S-adenosyl-L-methionine-dependent methyltransferase
Exons: 3
Coding region: 104-1042 (312 amino acids)
Source: RefSeq, a predicted model, not a curated record